CCUAAUUUCCAAAGCAGAAGAAGAAGUUCGCCUCACUGGUUUGGGGCGGUUGAAGACGACGUGGACGGAGUUGUGCGGGGAUUAAACGCGUACUUUGCGGUUGUUCGGUCCAAACUACUCCACAGACGAGACGAUUUAAUUUAACUGACACCCUCGCGCCUCGUUGUGCGGACUCGAACCGACGAACAGGCUCAACCGCGGCCCACAUUGUAACGUGUUUUAGCGGAAGGCUACCAGGCCGCGCAGGCUAAUCACCGCCAUGAGUUACGGUAGAGCUCCGCCAGACGUCGACGGCAUGACUUCCCUCAAAGUGGACAACUUAACGUACCGGACCUCGCCGGAGACCCUCCGACGGGUGUUCGAGAAGUACGGCCGGGUAGGGGACGUCUACAUCCCGCGGGACCGCUACACCAAAGAGAGCCGCGGGUUCGCGUUCGUGCGGUUCCACGAUAAGCGGGACGCGGAGGACGCGAUGGACGCCAUGGACGGCGCGCUCCUCGACGGACGGGAGUUGCGGGUUCAGAUGGCCCGGUACGGCAGACCCCCUGAUUCCCACUACGGUGGAGGUGGAGGAGGAGGAGGAGGAGGAGGCCGACGAGGAGGAGGAGGAGGACCGGCCAGGAGGCACGGCGGCCACGGGCGUCGAAGCAGGAGCUCUUCUCCUAGCCCGAGACACAGGCGUCGCAGCCGGUCCCGCAGCCGCAGCCGCUCUCGCUCCCGAAGCCGAUCCCGCUACAGCAAGUCCAGGUCCCGCUCCUACUCCCGCUCCAAGUCCCACUCCCCCAGGGAGAAGAAGGCCAAGGCCAAGUCCCCGUCCCGUUCCAGAUCUCGAUCCAGGUCCCGGUCCAGAUCCAGAAGCCGCACCCCUUCCUCCAAAAGAGGGUCCCGCUCAAGAUCCAAAAGCCCGCCCAAGGCUGCAGCAGAGAACGGAGGCGAGACCCCGUAGAGCGCAGCACGUCGGCAACAGAUUUCAGGUGACGUCAGAACUUCGAGCCCGAGACCGGAUCCAACGCAAGCAACAGUGUCCCGCUGUGAAAGGUUAUUAUUGUGUCUUCCACGCUUUGGUUUCUUUUUAUUCAUUCAGCCACAAAAAGGGCUUUUUUUUUUUUUUUUUUUUUUUUUGGUUCAUUUCAUCGAUGUGCUGUGAUUUUAUUUCUUCUUCAUAACAUGUUUUAUGAUUUUAAUAAUCCAGUUCAACGUGGAGAGGAUUUUCUGUUCUGAGUUGUGGAUAAUGAUAUGAUAUGUUUGUACUCUUUAAGUUGUCCUUUUUUUACGGCCUGUAUCAGAAAGCGAACGCGCAGUCCAGCUGGCUUUGACUCUUCCAGUUCGUUUUACAGGAAGCAUCUUUUAUCUUUUGGAUUUAUUACAGAAAGCAGAUUAUUCUAAUGUGUGAACAGCUGUCCGUUACUGUCGUUCACCUAGCUCUCGCUUCACGAUGAAUUUAGUACUUUUUGUCCGUCGAGAACCCGUUGAAUUGUAGAGUUUUCUUGGUGGAACUCUCCGUUAGCUGGCUGAAUAUCUCUUUCUGAUACAGGCCCGUGGUGUCACAGUCAGGACGGGGUGGGCGAUCUGUUUAACCUAAAUUACGACCGUAUGUUCUCACCUUUGAGCCACAUUUCAAAUAAACCUGAACUCCUCCAGUUGCCCCAUUUGACCAGAAUAUUGCUUUAAAGCUGCAGUAGAUUCAUUUAAUGAAACUCAUAAAACAGCACUUUUCCACGUACUCAAAACUCGACCGCGUUGUUUACAACACGUCAGGUAAUUCGUCCAAUCGGCACAGCCGUUGAGUUUUUAAACAUCUGGAUGGUUUGUUCACGGAGAGCAGAUCCACUGGUCGGCCCCUCCAGGAAGUUAAGAUCAUAAUAAUUAACACAUAUUCAACCAAAUCCUUGUCAGUCGCCACAAAUUCGACCAGUUUCACCAUUCCAGUGCGAACAAAUCUCCACUAUUUUUGCAGAAACAAGGUUCCCGCACAUUUCCCAGGCAGAGAUUCACCUGGAAUUUGAUUUGAAAAUGUUGUCCUGUGUGACUCUCCUCGCUCAGAUCGCCUACGUAAACCUGGCUGCAGAUUUAGUUUGAAACUUUACUGAAUAAAAAGCCUAAAAACAUCAAACUGUUUAAAAUCUGACGUUUCUGUGCAGCGUCCUGGAUGGAUUACCUAAUAAUUAAUGAGGUUACGUGGAGUUGGAUAACAGGAGUAAAAGGACGGUAAAUUCCACAAUCUGUAUAAUUUGAGGACUCUUUUGAUCUAAAACCAGCUCGCCACCCCCCCCCCACCCCCCCACUAAAGAAGCCAUUUACUGCUGUUUUAUUUCUAGUUCAAUUUGAAAACCCAAAGUGACACACCGGCCUUUAAAGUCUGCUUCAUGUGUUCAUAUCCGACAUUAAACUGCUUCCUUACUAUGUUUAAUUCCCUCAGCUCGGGGGGGGGGGUCUUUUGUUAGACUGGCCGGCAGCUCGUUCAGUGUAAUAGCAUAAAGCUAAUACAGUGAAAUGACUGGUGACGUUUUUAAAGACGUCCAGUGAAACAGACUCCUCCUCCUCUUCCUCCUCCUCCUCCUUUUAAAACUGUUUAAUUUUACAGGACGCAGUGUGUCUCCUUUUUUUCCCUAUUUUUUUAAUUUUUGAUCCUAAUCCUGCUUGUGUUUUUUUUUUUUGUGCACUAGGCGCAGUUGUGUAGCAGUUGAUUAUGCUGGUUAGCUGUUAAGGUGGCGUGUUGCUCUGCUGAGUGCUUGGAUGUAUCCAGUAUUCUCCAGAGUGCUCCUGUGACUACCGGUGGUGCGGUUGCUACAGUCUCACCCUUUUUGUAAGAAUGUUUUUCUUUCCCUCCCCAACCUCCCUCCCCCCUUUACACAUGGUCAUGGACGACAAAUGUGACUUUCAUUAAAGAUUUUGGUGUUUUGUCUACAA
Messenger RNA from Dicentrarchus labrax (European seabass), 2910 nucleotides. RefSeq names its product serine and arginine rich splicing factor 2b (gene srsf2b). Gene Ontology annotation, molecular function: RNA binding. Lineage: Eukaryota; Metazoa; Chordata; Actinopteri; Moronidae. The transcript is spliced from 3 exons. The record is from RefSeq and is a predicted model, not a curated record. The coding region runs from base 260 to 946 and encodes 228 amino acids.